ACAGCGUUCAGUGAACCGGAGAGAGACAGAGAGAGAGAGGGACAGAGAGAGAGACCAAGGGUGAACAAUAUUACAAGGCAGCAGCCACACACAACAGGAAGAGAACGCGAACGUGGACAAGGACAACGACAACAACAACAACAACAAGAACGAGAACGCUGCGUGGCAGUGUUAGCAGGAUGUCAAAAUGCCAUCGGCAGAUCAAAUCUUGUUCAUAAAUGUCACCACAACGGUGGCCGCGGCUGCGUUGACAGCUGCCGCAGCCGUCAACAGCACGCCAGAGGCAUCAACAACAGCAGCAGCAAGCAACGGACGCAGUGUUGAGACAGCAGCAGCAGCAUCAACAGCAACAGUGGCAUCCACAACAACAGCAGCGCUGGCGGCCAAUCUGUCUGGUUCGCUGGUGGACAGCUUAACAACAACGGCAACAACAACAGCAACUGCAACAGCCACAGCAAUUGUCGAGUCAACGAACGAUUGCAGCGCUCUGGCCGUAGAGAAGCUGCACGGCAGCUUCCUCGGCGUGCAGCUGGCGGUGCCGGAGUGGGAGGCGCUGCUCACAGCGCUGGUUCUCUCCAUCAUCAUAGUGCUGACGAUCAUUGGCAACAUUCUGGUCAUACUGAGCGUCUUCACCUACAAGCCGUUGCGCAUCGUCCAGAACUUCUUUAUCGUGUCCCUGGCCGUGGCCGAUUUGACGGUCGCAUUGCUCGUGCUGCCACUCAAUGUGGCCUACUCGAUACUGGGACGCUGGGAGUUCGGCAUACACCUGUGCAAGCUGUGGCUCACCUGCGAUGUCCUCUGCUGCACCUCGUCCAUACUGAAUCUUUGUGCCAUUGCACUGGAUCGCUACUGGGCCAUCACCGACCCGAUCAACUAUGCCCAGAAGCGAACCGUGGGCCGUGUGCUGCUCCUCAUCUCGGGCGUCUGGCUGCUGUCGCUGUUGAUCAGCAGCCCGCCCCUGAUUGGCUGGAAUGACUGGCCGGAUGAGUUCACCAGCGCCACGCCCUGUGAGCUAACCUCGCAGCGCGGCUAUGUCAUCUACUCCUCGCUGGGCUCCUUCUUCAUACCGCUGAUCAUCAUGACCAUCGUCUACAUCGAGAUCUUUGUGGCCACGCGACGCCGCCUGCGUGAGCGUGCCAAGGCCAACAAGCUGAAUACGAUCGCAUUGAAGAACACCGAUCUGGAGGCCAUCAAUGCCGGCAACGUGGCCGUGGGCGGCAGCUCGACCAGCUCCAAGGCGCGUGCUCUGGGCAGCCUCUGCGGCAGUUGGCUGUGCUGCGGCCGCGAUCGCGCCAACUUUGCCGCGCCCAUGAUUCACAACGAUCAGGAGAGUCUGAGCAGCGAGACACACGCCCAGCCAGAGGGCAACAAUGAGUCACAGCAGCAACAGCAGCAACAUGUUGUGGUGUUGGUCAAGAAGUCGCGACGUGCCAAGAUCAAGGACUCCAUCAAGCAUGGCAAGGCGCGAGGCAAUCGACGUUCGCAGUCAUCGUCGUCGGCCUGCGAGCCGCACGGCGAGCAACAGUUGCUGCCACAAGGCAACAGCAAUAAUGCAGCAGGCAAAUCGGAUCCCGAGAUAAGCACAGAGAGCGGCAGUGAUCCCAAAGGCUGCAUACAGGUGUGCGUAACCCAAACUGAGGAGCAAACCUCGCUGAAGCUGACGCCGCCGCAGUCGUCGUCAACAGGUGUCGCUGCAGCCAGCGCAUUGCAGAAGAAGCCGAGCACCGUGAAUCAGUUCAUUGAGGAGAAACAGAAGAUCUCGUUGUCCAAGGAGCGAAGGGCUGCCCGCACGCUGGGCAUCAUCAUGGGCGUGUUUGUCAUCUGCUGGCUGCCCUUCUUUCUCAUGUAUGUGAUUCUGCCGUUCUGCCAGAGCUGCUGUCCCACAAACAAGUUCAAGAACUUCAUCACCUGGCUGGGCUACAUCAAUUCCGGCCUCAAUCCGGUCAUCUAUACGAUUUUCAAUCUGGACUAUAGACGCGCAUUCAAAAGACUUCUGGGCAUCAAGUGAUAUGACAGCUCGGGCCGAGCGCAAGUGUGCGAUAAGCGAGAGAGCGUCAGUCAAAGUGUGUGCCAAAGGUUGAUAUGAUUCGCGAAUGUGUGGAAACACCUGACAAACUCUUACACUCAAAUAUGGUUUCACUCAUUUGUAAAAAGAUCUCAAAGUUUCAUUUAAAGCAAUUUAUAUGUACUAAAUAAGAAAGUUACAAAUAAUUGAGAA
Messenger RNA from Drosophila arizonae, 2218 nucleotides. It is a transcript of the gene Oct-TyrR, whose product is annotated as Octopamine-Tyramine receptor. The record is from RefSeq and is a predicted model, not a curated record. NCBI's taxonomy places the organism in Eukaryota, Metazoa, Arthropoda, Insecta, Diptera, Drosophilidae. Gene Ontology annotation, biological process: G protein-coupled receptor signaling pathway. Gene Ontology annotation, molecular function: octopamine receptor activity. Gene Ontology annotation, cellular component: plasma membrane.